GGAAGAGUAAAAUACGCGUUAUACUAUUUUUUUUCUUUGACCAAAAUUUUACACCAUUGAAUUUUUCUGAUAAGAUAUUUAAUGAGAAAACUAGCAAGACCGACGUUUACUUUUUGUUUCUUGGUGUCCAAGUUUAGCAAGAGUAUUAAUUGGCUUCUCCAUCUUCAUGUAAUACAAAACAUAUCUUCUCUCUUCUUGUGUUCGGAAGCAUUCAUCCCUUUUUCUGGCAAGUAUGGCGAACUGGUCAGAACUGCCAUACGAACUACUUGUGUUGAUAGCAAAGCGUGUUACAGUGAUGGAGGAUUUCAUUAGAUUUGGUGUUGUUUGUAAAUCAUGGAGAAGUGCUGGCACCAAAGAAAAUUUUGAUGUUUUAGCGCCUCAAGUUCCAUUGCUUAUGCUGGCUGCUAAUAGGGAUGAUGAUUAUCGAAAAUUCUACUCUCUUUCCAAGGAGAAAAUUUCUCGCACAGUUUUCCUCCCAGAAGCUAGAGGGAGACUCUGUUUUCCAACACAGGGAUGGCUUUUCACGGUGAACUAUACAACAUUUACUGGAGAGAUGACUUUGUUGCACCCUUUUUCACGUGCCCAAAUUCAGCUUCCUCCGCCUACUGGCUUGAGAGAUCAGGAAUCAAAACGUCCCUAUGUGACUAUCAACCAUGUUGUGUUAUCUGCCAGCCCAUCCGUAACAUCUGACUAUGUUCUGAUAAUUUGUUAUGGUCGCCCUACAUACCGUUUUGCUUUAUGGCGACCUGGAGACCUCUGUUGGACCAAAAUUCCUUUUGUUGAAGAAACUUAUGCAUUUUACCAUAUGAUCCAAUACUUCAAUGGACAACUUUAUGUCAACAAUGGGCGGUGUGUAGUUUCAGCUAUUGACAUCCCAGAGCCUAGCAAUCCUCAGCCUAUUGUAAAACAACGAGAGGUUGUUCAGAUGGUGGGUUUAUCGACUCAUGCAAGCCAGCGCUUUGUCUUUCUCAUUGAAGUGUCAGGUGAACUAUUAUUUGUUCAACAAUUGGUGAUUACGACAGAUGUAGCCAAUGUGUGGAAGACAUAUAAAUUUCGACUAUUCAAAAUAGAUGCAAUCAAAGGAGAAGCAAAAGAGAUCAAAAGCUUGGGAGACAAAGCAAUUUUUGUGGGGUGUAAUGCAUCAAUUGCCAUCGACUCUUCCAAGUUAGUAGGAGUGAAACCUAAUCAUAUAUAUUUUACCUAUGAUUGGACAUGUGUGUUCUCCGAAGGAGAUGAUUCGAGAGAGAUAGGGGCUUACAAUCUCGAAGAUGAAACCAUUCAACCCUUGAAUCAAGGCAUUUCUAGUGUUAAUCUUGUAUCCCCAGCGAUUUGGGUUACCCCAUCAUUCUGAUAUCAAAAUGGGACUCCACUUACCUCCAUUACCUGUUGAAGUAUAACUCUUUUAAUUGUACUUUCUCUGAA
Messenger RNA from Solanum verrucosum, 1422 nucleotides. Its product is annotated as putative F-box protein At1g65770. The record is from RefSeq and is a predicted model, not a curated record. The transcript has 2 exons. The coding region runs from base 233 to 1351 and encodes 372 amino acids. Lineage: Eukaryota; Viridiplantae; Streptophyta; Magnoliopsida; Solanales; Solanaceae. Gene Ontology annotation, molecular function: protein binding.